Messenger RNA from Erythranthe guttata (spotted monkey flower), 2331 nucleotides. It is a transcript of the gene FAAH, whose product is annotated as fatty acid amide hydrolase. NCBI's taxonomy places the organism in Eukaryota, Viridiplantae, Streptophyta, Magnoliopsida, Lamiales, Phrymaceae. The record is from RefSeq and is a predicted model, not a curated record. Gene Ontology annotation, molecular function: N-(long-chain-acyl)ethanolamine deacylase activity. Gene Ontology annotation, cellular component: membrane. Gene Ontology annotation, biological process: N-acylethanolamine metabolic process.
UAAAAAGACUGACGGCGGCUUGGGCCUUUCUCUAUCUUACGCUGCGUGCGCAACGUAAGCGGCCGCUGACUGUUGACUGUUUGCUCUAUUCCGCCAUUAAUAUAUCUCCGAAUUCUCAACCCCUCCUCCCGCCUAGUUCCCGGUCAUUUAAUUCACCUAAUUAAUAAUUACUCACCUUCCGCCGGGCCCACCGCUUUAUUUCACCCUCCGCGCACGUUAACAACAUUUUGUACUGGCAAAAGUCUAACAGCUACUGAUUUGCCGAAAACGCAGGAAUUUCUGUUCUGGUUUUCUCGAGAAGUGGAAAAUUUUUUCUCCUUGAGAAAAUGGGGAAGAAGAAAGUGAUGCUGCCCGCCAAUGAGGUUGACUUGGCUACGGUGAAAUACCAGUACGAUAAAAUUGAAGCGCCGCAUUUGACUGGAUUUUCACUCAAGUUGUUCGUCAAAUUGGUGGAGACGCCGCUGAUUGGUUCCUUGAUUAUAUCUCGUUUGAAGAAGGAUAAUAAAAUGAUUGAGAUGCUGAGAAAUACUGUGAUACCAGAGCCUCCAAUGUUUAAACCGGAGUUCCCUCCACAAGAGUCAGAGAGUGAGGUUAUUCCUUUGGAUGAGAAUGGAAAGCCUGAAGGAAGAGUUGAAUUAGCCUUGAAGAGUCUUCCAGACUAUGAUCCUGCCAAUAGUUUUAUUGCUGAUUCUUCUUCACCUUUCCGCUACUGGAAGAUUCGAGAUUAUGCAUAUGCAUACAGAUCUAAGCUUACAACCCCGUCUAUCGUUGCAGAGAGAUUCAUCUUAGCAAUAGAUGAGUUCAAAACUAAGAAGCCCCCAACUCCAUUGUUGAUUUCUUAUGAUCCAGAGCUAAUAAGAAAGCAAGCUGCAGCUUCCACUCGGAGGUUUGAGGAAGGGUGCCCAUUAUCAAUUCUUGAUGGAAUUUUUAUUGCAAUUAAGGAUGAUAUUGAUUGCUGUCCUUAUCCCUCAAAAGGUGGAACAACCUUUUUCCACGAGGUUCGUCCUGUAGAAGAGGAUGCACCAUGUGUUGCAAGGUUACGUACCUGUGGUGUGAUCUUAGUUGGGAAGGCAAAUAUGCAUGAAUUGGGUCUGGGAACGACAGGAAAUAAUCCAAAUCAUGGAACAACAAGAAAUCCACAUGAUCCUGAAAGAUAUACUGGUGGAUCGUCCUCAGGACCCGCAGCUAUUGUAGCUUCUGGAUUAUGUUCAGCUGCAUUAGGAACAGAUGGAGGAGGAUCAGUCCGUAUUCCUUCCUCGUUGUGUGGUGUAGUGGGGCUUAAAUCAACAUACGGGAGGACUGAUAUGAAAGGAUCAAUAUGUGACUCGGGGACAGUAGAGAUUAUCGGUCCCAUCACAUCAACUGUCGAGGAUGCAAUACUCGUGUAUGCGGCAAUUUUAGGAUCAUCAACCGCUGAAAGAAUCGCCUUGAAACCUUCGCCCCCUUGUUUGCCUAAUUUAACUUCACAUGAUAGUCGAGAUGUUCUUGCAUCAUUGAGAUUGGGGAAGUACACAGAGUGGUUUAACGAUGUAUUCUCUACUGACAUCUCUGCUAAGUGUGAGGAUGUUCUCAACCGUUUAUUAGAAGCACAUGGAUGCAAGACAGUGGAGAUUGUUAUACCUGAGCUUCAUGAGAUGCGCAAUGCUCACAUUGUUUCAAUUGGCUCUGAAUCAGCAUCUGGAUUGUAUCCUGAUUAUGAAGAUGGAAAAAAAGUGAAAUUUACACUCGACACACGGACGAACCUAGCACUUUUCCAGUCCUUUUCUGCAACAGACUAUGUUGCUGCUCAAAGUCUGAGGAGAAGGUUAAUGUACUACCACACGGAGAUUUUUAAAAAGGUGGAUGUCAUUGUUACUCCAACUACUGGGAUGACGGCACCUCCCAUACCUCCAGCUGCACUUAGUUCUGGGGAGACAGAUUUGCAAGUUUCAGGAAAUUUAAUGCGCUUUGUCGUAACAGCAAAUCUUCUUGGAUUUCCUGCAAUAUCUGUCCCGGUUGGAUAUGAUAAGCAAGGACUCCCAAUUGGCCUACAAAUCAUAGGCCGUCCGUGGUGUGAAGCUACAGUUUUACGGUUGGCUGCUGCUGUAGAGGAACUUUGUUCUGAGCCAAAGAAAAAGCCAUCGCAGUUUUACGACAUCUUGAAAGAGGAUUGAAACAACAGCAGGGCAUGUUUACUCAAUUUUUCAAUCGAUAUCUGAAAUAAUUAUGCAUGCACGGCAAAUUUAUUUCCUCAAAUAAAGUUAUACGUGUAUGAGCUUCCUCUGUGUACUACAAAUACAACUACUUUUCUGCAACUAACCUUUAAAUUAAAGCGUGUAUGAGUUACACCUA